Lactuca virosa is the source of this 2004-nucleotide messenger RNA. Lineage: Eukaryota; Viridiplantae; Streptophyta; Magnoliopsida; Asterales; Asteraceae. The record is from the annotation of a GenBank genome assembly.
CAUGGCUACACAUUUCAUUUUGUUUUGGCUUCUUCUCCUAUCUCAACUUGCACUUUCCGUUUCGGGUCAAGUGUUUUGGAGCGUAAAUUGUGGGGAAUCGGUAAUCUACACCGAUGGUAACCUAAUGGUUUGGAUGCCAGAUGCAACUUUAAUCUCAAAUGGGUUUGCUCGAGUGGUUCAGUCACCCAACUCGAUAUCUACUGUGUUAGACUCUCUUAGAGUUUUCACCACUCGAAAAAAGAACUGUUAUUCUACCCCAGUUACGAAAGGUGAAAAAGUGCUAGUUCGGGCGAGUUUCAAUUAUGGAAACUAUGACGGAUUGUCAAGUCCUCCAACUUUUGAUCUCCACUUUGAUGGAAACUUUUGGACCACUGUUGAGACUACGAAUAGCGGGCUACAAAUGUACGAAGCCACUUAUGUUACAAAAAGGAGACACCGUUAGUGUGUGUGUGGCUCAAACAAAGUCCGGUCAAUUCCCAUUUAUGUCGGCUCUUGAAGUUCGCAGUGUCAACUCAGAUGUUUAUAACGAAGUUGAUGUAGAUCGGGCUUUGUUCUUGAUUAACAGGUUUUCUUAUGGUGCAAGUGGAAUCAUAAGAUUCCCACAAGAUCCUUAUGAUCGAAUAUGGAGACCCGCUCUUGGUGGAACCAAGACAAAGACAGUCACAAACGACGCAAUUCUUAUUGACCCCACUGGAGCCAAUGACCCCCCAUCGGGAAUAUUUGAAAACGCAAUUACAGUAAACAGCACGUCCGAUAGUUUGUAUUUGGGAACCAUUUCCCCUUUGAAUACUCCCGUGUCUAUGACAAUGUACUUCUCAGAAGUUAGCAAUCUCGACCUUACUGGUCAACUGAGGUCAUUUAGGUUUUACGAGACGACAACUUCAUCAAGUAGUUCAAUAUCAGAUCCAAUCUCACCACCCUACAGGACCAUGAUUGUACGCUACCUUUAUAAUUACACAGUGGAUUCCAUCACAGACAUUUCUUUAAUUGCUACUACUAAUUCUGACCUCCCACCUAUCAUAAACGCCAUCGAGACGUUUAAUAUUAGUGAAGUUUUAACCGAUGGGACCGAUAGCAAUGAUGUUGCGGCUUUAGCUUUGUUACAAACCGCAUUUGAUGUGUUGGGAGAAUGGAGCGGCGACCCGUGUCUUCCCGCACCGUAUUCGUGGGACUGGCUAAAUUGCAGUAAUGAGACGCCACCUCGCAUAACCUCGCUGUAUCUCAACGGCUACAAGCUUUCGGGUGAACUUCCAGACAUUAGUUCCAUGGACGCUCUUGAGAUAAUUGACUUGCACAAUAAUACAUUGCAUGGAGAAAUUCCUAGUUUUCUUGGCACCAUGACUAAUCUCCAACAACUGAAUUUGGCAAAUAAUGAGUUUAGUGGACCCAUACCCACUUCAUUAUCAAAUAACAACAAAUUGAGAUUGACUGUCACCGGAAAUCCUUCGGUGUGUACAUCUGGUAAGUCAUGUGCAACUUCUCCGGGGACUGUCAAUUCAUCUCCGGGGACUGUGAGUUCAUCUCCGGGGACUGUGAGUUCAUCUCCGGGGAGCACCACCAUAUCUCGCAGCAAGAAGAAGAAGAAAAGCAGCUCGCUACCAGCAGUACUCGGCACUUCAAUCCCGACAUUCUUUCUUAUCUGGAUUGCUGUCGGUGUGAUCGUCAUUUUGCGUAAGAAAAAGAAAGCAGUCAAAGACAAUACUGAGCCAGUUGCUACAGCCAGUGGAGCAAAUGAGAAUUCCAAUUGGUUGAAUAAAAUCGGUGAAGAAAUGAUGAAUGGAGUGCCACAAAAUUUCGGAUCAUCACCUACACCUUUACUUGAUGAUUCUGGUAAAAGUAGCGAUGUGAACGGACAAACAGGAGCUUAAAACCACAAUCAGACGUAGAUCUUAGUGUUUUUUUAAUUAUGUCUAAAAUGGGACAACAAUGCAUGAUUCUGUUUGUUUAGUGGUGAGUACGUGGGGCAUAUUGUGUUGUUGGAUAUUAGGUCGUAUGUGUUUGAGC